AGAACUGGGGGAAGGCGGGGUGAGCUGCAGCGGCGCCUCCUCCGGCCUCUGCAAUACUCGCAGCUCCGGGAAUUCCCCGGCCGGCGGCUCGGGCUUUCCCGGCCCAGCUGCGCAUAAAAAGGGUGCCCGGUUCGGUAGCCUCAGAGCUCGGACCUCAGCGCCACAGCCCGUUCGCCGUUCUCGCCGCUGUCCCCGCCUGUCUCCGCAGUCCUCGCCGCCGUCCCCACCGCUUUCCAAGCCGUCUUCGCCGCUGUCCGGGUCGUCUUCCCCGCUGUCCCUGUCGCCUUCUCAGCCUUCUCCGCGGUCCUCGCCACCUUCUCUGCGCCCAUGGCCCGCGCUGUCCCCCGCACACCCCGGCUCCUGCGGGCCGCGCUGCUGCUCCUGCUCCUGGUCGCCGCCGGCCGCCGCGCAGCAGGAGCGCCCGUGGUCGCCGAGCUGCGCUGCCAAUGCCUGCAGACCAUGCAGGGCAUUCACCUCAGGAACAUCCAGAGUGUGAAGAUGACGCCCCCGGGCCCCCACUGCGCCCAGACCGAAGUCGUAGCCCAGCUCAAGAACGGGCAGGAGGCUUGUCUCAACCCCGCGGCCCCCAUGGUCAAGAAGAUCAUUGAGAAGAUGCUGGACAGGCGCAGCAGCCGCUGACCUGCAGGGAAGGAAGGCAGCGGGCAGCUCUCUGGGGGCCAAGUCCUGCAGGGCCAUCCCUGCCCUCAGGAGAGGAGAGCACGAAAUGAAGUGACAGCGCCUGGUUUCCGCGGACACCUGGCAAGGGCUUAAUGUAUUUGAUGAUUUCUGAUGAGAGUUCUAUUUAUGUAUGUAUUUAUUUAUUCAGAGCUUGUAUUUUAAUAUUUACAUGUUAUUAUUUAAAACUGUGACUGUGUUUCAUCAAACACGGCUCAGUCCUGAUUGUGAUUUAAUGUGAAGAGGAUAGCGGUGCAAAGUCUCACUAAACUCAGUUAGUGGGGGGCCUCCAGGGUCAGCCACGGUGCUGCAUGUGUUGGGGAGUGGGGUCCCAGCAACUUGUGAGGUCACCCUCAGGGUAAGGAAUGUGGCUAUUUUAUACUUUUCUAAGAAUGUCAGUUGUUAUUUAUUGAAAUCAUCUCAUGUUACGUGGUCAGCAUUUUUAUGUUGAAGCUUCCCUUGGACAUGUUAUGUCUUUCUGGUAGGGCACACUGCCUUGUUCAACACUCCUUAGGGAAUGUCUCUCUGCCUUGCAGAGAGAAGUUACAUUGACUGUUAUGUUUUUACAGUUGAUAUGAAAAUAAAAGAUGUUUUAUAACACGCUAA
Molecule: messenger RNA, 1281 nt
Organism: Otolemur garnettii (small-eared galago)
Lineage: Eukaryota; Metazoa; Chordata; Mammalia; Primates; Galagidae
Product: growth-regulated protein homolog gamma-like
Exons: 4
Coding region: 328-639 (103 amino acids)
Biological process (GO): chemokine-mediated signaling pathway; antimicrobial humoral immune response mediated by antimicrobial peptide; inflammatory response
Cellular component (GO): extracellular region
Molecular function (GO): chemokine activity; CXCR chemokine receptor binding
Source: RefSeq, a predicted model, not a curated record